This is a messenger RNA of Callithrix jacchus (white-tufted-ear marmoset), 5230 nucleotides long. NCBI's taxonomy places the organism in Eukaryota, Metazoa, Chordata, Mammalia, Primates, Cebidae. The record is from RefSeq and is a predicted model, not a curated record.
AGGAGGAGGGGCUUGGCGAAGGGCACCGCGAGGGCCAGAUUUAAAAGGGAGAUGAUCCUAGCUAGUUGAUGCCACCAGUGACCUCCGACGCCCAGGGCAAGAGAACGCCACCACGAGGGAUAACGCGAGGAAAGCCGGGGCCGCCAAGGCAGUCCCAGGCUCGUGAGGGAGGCGCGCAGACCGGACAGGGGCGUCCUCCGGGCGCCUGGCACCCCGCCACAAUGUGCGAACUGUACAGCAAGCAGGACACUCUGGCGCUGAGGGGGAAGCACAUCGGGCCCUCAUGCAAAGUUUUCUUUGCUUCGGAUCCCAUCAAAAUAGUGAGAGCCCAGAGGCAGUACAUGUUUGAUGAGAACGGCGAACAGUACUUGGACUGCAUCAACAAUGUUGCCCAUGUGGGACACUGUCAUCCAGAAGUGGUCAAAGCUGCUCUGAAGCAGAUGGAACUGCUAAAUACAAAUUCUCGAUUCCUCCAUGACAACAUUGUUGAGUAUGCCAAGCGCCUUUCAGCAACUCUGCCGGAAAAACUCUCUGUUUGUUAUUUUACAAAUUCAGGAUCUGAAGCCAACGACUUAGCCUUACGCCUGGCUCAGCAGUUCACAGGCCACCAAGAUGUGAUCACUCUUGACCAUGCUUACCAUGGUCACCUAUCAUCCUUAAUUGAGAUUAGCCCAUAUAAAUUUCUGAAAGGAAAAGAUGUCAAAAAAGAAUUUGUACAUGUGGCACCAACUCCAGAUACUUACAGGGGAAAAUAUAGAGAAGACCAUGAAGACCCAGCCCGUGCUUAUGCAGAUGAAGUGAAGAAAAUCAUUGAAGAUGCUCAGAGCAGUGGAAGGAUGAUUGCUGCCUUUAUUGCUGAAUCCAUGCAGAGUUGUGGCGGACAAAUAAUUCCUCCAGCAGGCUACUUCCAGAAAGUGGCGGAGUAUAUACACGGCGCAGGGGGUGUGUUUAUAGCUGAUGAAGUUCAGGUGGGCUUUGGCCGAGUUGGGAAACAUUUCUGGAGCUUUCAAAUGCAUGGCGAAGACUUUGCGCCAGACAUCGUCACAAUGGGAAAGUCUAUGGGCAACGGCCACCCAGUGGCGUGUGUGGUAACAACCAAAGAAAUUGCAGAAGCCUUCAGUAGCUCUGGGAUGGAAUAUUUUAAUACGUAUGCAGGAAAUCCAGUAUCUUGUGCUGUUGGUUUGGCUGUCCUGGAUGUAAUUGAAAAUGAAGACCUCCAAGAAAAUGCCACCAGAGUAGGGAAUUUUCUCACUGAGUUACUGAAAAAACAGAAGGCUAAACACACUUUGAUAGGAGAUAUUAGGGGCAUUGGCCUUUUUAUUGGAAUUGAUUUAGUGAAGGACCAUCAGAAAAGGACCCCUGCCACAGCUGAAGCUCAGCACAUCAUCUACAAGAUGAAAGAAAAACGUGUGCUUCUCAGUGCUGAUGGACCUCACAGAAAUGUACUUAAAAUAAAACCACCUAUGUGCUUCACUGAAGAAGAUGCAAAGUUCAUGGUGCACCAACUUGAUGGGAUUUUAACAGUUUUAGAAGAAGCCACAGGAACCAAAACUGAAAGUGUGACCUCUGAGAAUACUCCAUGCGAAACAAAGGCCAAGGGCCCGGGGGUUUACUCCAACUGCCAAGUGCAGAUGCUCCUCAACUUAUGAUGGUGUGAACUCCCAAGAAACACAUUGUAAGUUGAAAAUAUUCUAAGUCAAAAAUGUACUUAAUGGCCCUUAAGCUCAGAAGCACUAUAGGUUAAAAAAAAAAAAAAAGCACUUAAUACACCUAACUUACUGAACAUCCUAGCUUAGUCCAGCCUCCCUUAAGCACACUCAGAAGACUUACAUUAGCCUGCAGCUGGGCAGUCAUCAGGCAGCACAGCACAUUGUAGACUCUCACUUGUUUAUCCUUGUGAUGCCAUGGCUGUCUGGGAGCUGCGGCUCGUUGCCACUGCCCAGCAUCACAAGAGAGUAUCCUACUACACAGCACUAGCCCAGGAAAAGAUCAAAAUUCAAAAUUUAAAGCACAACUGGUACUGAAUGAGUAUUGCUUCCCCACCAUGGUAAAGUGAAAGAAUUCCACGUGAACCAUGGUAUGUUAGGGAGUGUCUGUAUUUCCAUCCCAAUCAUGCAUUCAGGGGCUGUGGAAAUGACACAGGUGGCCUUGCCUAGUGAAGACUUGAGGAGCAGUGAAUUUUCCUGCCCACAUAGUCCAACGAGGCACUUAUUUACCUGACUAAGAUGAUAAGGCUCUCUUUGGGCAGUACAGGCAAGCACAUAAAAAGGCUUUAAACAGGGCACUUUGUAAAGAGGGUGGAGAGAUGUUUUCCAGGGAGAGCGAGACAAAAAAUAUUCUCAAUAUCCAAGAUAGGAUAUCAAGCUACAUUUGGUUAGUUUUAUUCAGAGGUAGUUGAUAUAUUAUGGUGCCAUUGCAAAUGGUAUCCUUUCUUUUUUUUUUUUUGAGAUGGAGUUUCGCUCUUGUUACCCAGGCUGGAGUGCAAUGGCGUGAUCUCGGCUCACUGCUACCUCCACCUCCUGGGUUCAGGCAAUUCUCCUGUCUCAACCUCUGAAUAGCUGGGAUUACAGGCAUGCGCCACCAUGCCCAGUUAAUUUUUUGUAUUUUUAGUAGAGACGGGGUUUCACCAUGUUGACCAGGAUGGUCUCAAUCUCUUGACCUCAUGAUCCACCCGCCUCGGCCUCCCAAAGUGCUGGGAUUACAGGCUUGAGCCACUGCACCCGGCCUGCAAAUGUUAUCCUUUUAAAAAGGAUUUUCUAAUUGUUCUUGGUAUUUAGAAAGUGAUUUUGUUUUAUUUAUUUAUUUUGAGACAGAGUUUUGCUCUUGUUGCCCAGGCUGGAGUGCAAUGGAGUGAUCUCAGCUCACUGCAACCCCCACCUCCUGGGUUCAAGCCAUUCUCUUGCCUCAGCCUCCCAAGUAGCUGAGAAUACAGGUAUGCACCACCAUGCCCGGCUAAUUUUUGUAUUUUUGAUAGAGAUAGAGUUUUACCAUUUUGGUCAAGCUUGUUAAUGAUGAAUUUUGUCAAUCGAUAUGUGUAUCUAUUUAAAGGAUGAUGUGAUUUUCUUCUUUCUUCUGUACAUGUGGUGAUUAUAUUGAUUUUCUCUUCUUUUUAAAGCAUGUGAUCUUUUUCUAACUGACCGUUUAUGCUUUCAGUCCUCUUUGAGGAAUUCCUUUUCAUUGUGUAUUCUUUUAAAGACACUUUACAUUAUCACUUUAUUUAAAUUGUUAAUUUCCUUCACAUCAGUAGGCACUUUACAUUUUGUUAAACUUUUCCUUCUCCAGGAAAAUCCUUAUAGUUUUUUUCUAUAUAUUUUUCUCCCAAGUUUUUAUUCUAAAAAAUGUCAAAGCUUCAGUGAAGUUUCACAUCAUAUCCCUCACCUGAAUUUGCCAAUUGUUCAUAUUUUGCCCCAUUUGCUCUACUAUAUGCACGCACACACACACAUGCACACAAACAUGCACACACAUACACGCAUAUACACACAUAUGCACACAAGCACACAAAUACUGAGUUGGUUUUGGCUCAGCUACUAGAGCCAUUUAAGAUUUGUUUUUGGCUGAGCCACUUGAGAUUUAGUUGCAGACAUCAAAGCAAUUUACCCCUAAAUAUUUCCCUUUGGCCCUUUGGCGUCAGGUGCGAUGACUCACAUCUAUAAUCCCAGCACUUUGGAAGACUAAGGGGAGAGGAUUGCUUGAGUCCUGGAAUUCAAGACCAGCCUGGGCAGCAUAAUGAGACCCUGUAUUUACAAAAAGAGACAGAGGGGACAGCACAGUGGGGAGCGCGGUCUUUACCUCUCCCCAAAACAAGGAGUAUUUUUCUCUGUCUCCCCUAAAAGCAAGGGCAUUCUCCUACAAAUCAUUAUAAUUGGAACACUGACUAUAAUUGGAACAUUUAACAUUAAGUUAUAUUAUCUAAUGUAUAAUUCAUAUUCUGAUUUCCUAAAUUGUGUUAAUAAUGUCCUUGGUGCCAUUUUUUAUAAAUUCAGAAUCCUUUCUAGGAUCCUGUUUAGCAUUUAGCUGUUGCUUCUGUUCACUCUCCUUUAAUCCAGAAUAUUUUUCUAUUUUUUUAAUUACAUAGACAUUCUUUAGGAGUCCAAGACAGUUGUUUUGAAAAAAUGCCAAUUUGAAUUUAAUUUUUCUCGUGAUUAAAUUCAGGUUAAACAUUUUUUGGCAGGAAAAUUACAUUGAUGAUGUACACAAAUGGAUUUUCAAAUGCUAAACUAGCCUGACAUUAACCUACUUGGUCACGAUGCAUUAUUACAUAUACAUGUGGUAUGCAAGGAUUUUGUUUAGGAUUUACAUGUCUAUGCUCCUGAGUGAGAUUGGCCUGAACAUUUCCUCUCAGAUAAUGUCCUUUUCAAUUUUUAGUAUCAGAGUUAGGCUGGCUUCAUAAAACAAAGUCUACUCUUCUAGUCUCUGUACGUAUUUGUGAAGAUUAACAUUGUUUAUUCCUUAAAUGUUAGGUAGAAUUUACUGAGUGGCCAUUUGAGGCUGCUAUUUUUUGUGAGAAGGUCUUAAAUUUUAAUUUUUUUUCUUGAGACAGAGUCUCACUCUGUCACCCAGGCUGGAGUGCAGUGGUGCAAUCUUGGCUCACUGCAACCUCCACCUCCCAGGCUAAAGCUAUUCUCAUGCCUCAGCCUCCCAAGUAGCUGGAACUAUAGGUGUGCACCACCAUGCCCAGCUAAUUUUUUGUAGUUGUAGUAACGACAGGGUUUUGCCAUUUUGGCCAGGCUGGUCUUGAGCUCCUGAAUUCGUGAUCCACUUGCUUUGGCCUCCCAACGUGCUGGGAUUACAGAUGUGAGCCACCACACCCAGCCACAUUAUAAAUUUAAUUAAUUUCUUACCUGCUCCAUUUUGGUCAGAGAACAUACUCUGCAUGCUAUUAUGCCUUUGAAAAUUGUUGAAACUUAGUUUUUGACCCAGCAUGUGGUCAAUUUUGUUAAGAGUGUUACGUGUACUUGAAAAGAACAUGAAUUCUGUGUUCUAUGUGUUAUUAAGUUUUGACCCUGUUCAAAGCUUCUAUAUAUCUUUAUUGGAAUGUUUGCUUGUCUGUAAGUUGCAGAGAGAUAGGUGUAAAAGUCUCCUAUAAUACUCAUAACUGUUUUAUUUUAUUUACAGAUUUUAUCAUAAUUUGUAGUACCAUCAAUUUUUGCUUUAUAAAAUUCAGAGUAUAUUACUACAUGCAUACAAAUGUAUAAUUAUUAAAUAUUCUUGAGAAAGAGUUUUUUACUCU